CUUCUAUCUCACUACCUUCACCCCCCUCCUCUCAGUUCAGCAUGCCUGCCAUCUGUCUCCCUCUCCGGUGUCGCUUUCCCUUUGGCCCUGGUUUCCUUGUAGCCUCCAGUAAUGGUACUACAUAGAGCUAUCCAGGCAGCCCGAGCUGGGGAACUUUCAACCUUGAAGGAACUUGCAUCUUGUGGACAUCUUUCUACUGCAAUUGUAGAUGCACAAGGGGCUGGGCCGGUCCACCAUGCUGCGAGAUGUGGACAGUUUGAGUGUCUUCAGUAUCUUGUCAAUGAAUUUGGUCUUCAAGGUGAUGCCCGGGCUUUGAAUCUUGCCACGCCAGGGCACGAUGCAGCUGCGACUGGACAUGCAAGAGAGCUACAGUGGUUAAUAGAACAAGGAGGAUGUCAUAUAGAGGACAGAGAUGCAGCGGGUGCGUCCGCCCUGCACCUGUCUGCUCGGUUCGGGUGUGUGGAUGUGACCCAGUGGCUCCUGUCGGCAGGUGCAGAAGCAGAGGCCGAGUCCCACUGUGGGGCAUUACCUGCUCACUACGCCGCAGCCAAUGGAGACCUCACCUGUUUAAAACUACUUAUUCAACAGGCACCCAGGACAGUGAAUUGUCAGACAGGCUUGGGUGCCACUCCUCUGUACUUGGCCUGUCAGGAGGGACAUCAGCCCAUAGUUCAGUUUCUGGUGGAGGAAUGUGGAGCAGACGUGAACCUCAGGGCCUAUGAUGGGAUGAGCUGCAUGCACGCUGCUGCUCACCUGGGGCACCGCGACAUCGUGCUGUGGCUGGUGACCUGUACCGAUGUGGACCUCUGCGCUCAGGACAGAGAAGGUGCCACUGCCCUACAUUUUGCUGCCAGCAGGGGGCACUAUUGUAUCUUGGAGAGGCUGCUACAUGUGGGCUCAAAGGUCAUGAAAGAUUACUGGGGAGGGACUCCACUCCAUGAUGCUGCAGAGAAUGGAGAGCUUGAGUGCUGUAAGCUGCUGCUGACCCAUAGAGCAGACCCCACAGAGAAGGACGUAGAUGGCUUCACUGCUGCAGACCUGGCAGAGUACAACGGCCACAGCGAAUGUGCCAGAUAUCUGCGCUUCACAGAAAGCAAAGCCUCGUGCACUGAUAAACCCGUUGAAGUCACUACUCCAUCAGAAGAGGAAGUGAAGUCCAAGCCAGUUUCAGUGCAGCAAAGCAGAGCAGACUACUACGGCUCCCUUGGAAACACAUGUGGCAACAAUAACACUAACAACAAACCCAUGGAUAGUUUAAAGCAACCUGAGAGUGAGGACUCCCCCCAGGCCAGGUACCCCCAGUCCUCUGCUGGUUCUGCUGAUUCUGGGAGCGUUGUGCUCGAGAAAACAUUUUCCAACAAAAUUGAGCAGGUUCAAUUUUCCACAGCUGUUAUUAAAGGUUUUAAUCUGCCCAAAAGUGAUGGGAGUGAGAAGACUGUUCCGGAUAAGCGCCCUGAUGCGUGCCUUCUGGGGGGAAACAAACUCCUUGGAAAGUCUAUCACUUCCCUCAAGCAAUCUGGGCUGUCAGGAGCCUUCACUGGACAAGCUAAUAAGAUGGUAGUCCUGCCCACCGAGGAGGCUAACCUGUCUGAUAUCGACUACCUGGUGCCCACCCACGAUGAGAGGGGACGUCCCAUCGCAGAGUGGAAGAGACAGGUGAUGGUUCGACAGCUGCAGGCAAGGCUGCUUGACGAGGAGGACCAGAGGAGGAAGGAAAACGGGAACAAAUUUGCCAAAGUAACCUGGAGGUUCUCCCAAGCCCACAAUGCCAUCCUGGGUCCCUCUGGUGAACUGCUGACCGAGGAUGACCUAAUUUAUCUGGAACAACAAAUUGCCAAUGUUUCAAUGCAGAGAAACUGUGCCGGUUAUGAGCUGGAGCUAGCCCGACUUGCAGAAGAGCUACGUCACAUCCUGCCAGCCCCCAUCGUCAACAUCACUGUCAACACCCAAUUCAGAAACUUCCCCAGUCAAAUCCCUUUACCUGUAUGGUGUGGCCGAAUUUCAGGCAUUGUCCAAAGCAUGUCCCUUCUUAUGACCAAUUUAACAGACCAGCCGUACUGCAAAAUGCCUAAUACUGAACUUACCACUGUGUUCUCUCAAACAUCAGACAGGCAGAACUCUACUAGGGGGCGAAGAGAGAGCAGAGAGAGGGUUGAAGGUGAAAUUCAACAGUUUGGCGUUUCUGUGAGGAACCUAAAGUCAAAUUUUGAGACACAAACAAAAAUAGAAGAGGUGAUAACGGAAAAAACAGAGCAACAGGAGAAACAGCCCAUUAUAGGAACUAGCUGCUCACUACUCCAAGCGUCUCAGUUCAGAAUACUCCCAAAAGCACUUAGUGCAUGCCCCGAAAUGGAUCAAAAUAGUGACUCUGGGAUUGACCAAGACGACAAUCUCUCUGAUGUGCAAGAAACAAAUAGCCUGAGGAAGGAGCGUAUUGUAGUGCUGUUCUUGGGUCAUUGGAAGAAGUCGGCCUACACCGUAGCGGAAAAAAAUAAGGAUACAGAGGAGAGGAAAAACGAUGCAGGGAACUUGACCAUUGAUGAUAAGACUGCUCUGAGUCGCAGUGGAAGCAUGGAGAACACAAAGAUAAUGAACAGUUCACUAGGGCACUUCUUCCAGCAGAGGAGAGCCGUCAACAAGAUGCUCGGAAGCUGGAGGAACAUGAUCUCCAGUGUCCCGUCCAGGCAGAUUCGCAGACUUCACAAGCAGCAGGCCCUGUACUCUCCAGAACAGUUCUUACCCCGAGUGGACGGCGUUCCCGUGGAGUACGACAAACUGACCCUUGACCUCUUCAUGCUAGGCUACUUCCACAUCCUGGAGCUGGAGUUACCUGUGGAUGAGCGUAAAAUGAGGCACCUUCUCUGUUUUGAGGUGUUUGAUCACGUGGGCAGUUUUCCCUGGGAGACAGUCCGGGACUUCCACAAAGCUGUCAUUCAGGAGAUAGAGGCCGGCAACAGGGAGUGGAAAGAUGGAUUUGAGGACAUUAAAGUCAAGUUCUUUGGAAAUGCAGUGAGUCCAUCUGAAAACAACACAGAGGUGGUCAAACAUACUCUUCCAGAAGUUAGACAGGUCCCGAAAGUCAUUGUCCAGACUCCAACACCAGACGAAUCAAUUCUAUAUAAAGGGACUGACAUUUCCAGUUUCAGCAAUGAGGAGAUUUGUAAAUACAUUGACCGCAGUUUUGCUUUUUGGAAAGAGAGAGAAGCAGAGAUUUUUGAUUUUGAGUAGAUUUCAUUUUGAUAUUAUUGCUGAUUAGUAACAACUUAAGGGCUGGGCACCAAACAAGUCGAUAUAUAUUUAUAAAAGUUUAUACUAAAUGUUU
Periophthalmus magnuspinnatus is the source of this 3322-nucleotide messenger RNA. It is a transcript of the gene espnla, whose product is annotated as espin like a. The transcript is spliced from 12 exons. The record is from RefSeq and is a predicted model, not a curated record. Gene Ontology annotation, cellular component: cytoplasm. Gene Ontology annotation, molecular function: actin filament binding. The coding region runs from base 112 to 3228 and encodes 1038 amino acids. Lineage: Eukaryota; Metazoa; Chordata; Actinopteri; Gobiiformes; Gobiidae. Gene Ontology annotation, biological process: actin filament bundle assembly.